Molecule: messenger RNA, 1389 nt
Organism: Stylophora pistillata
Lineage: Eukaryota; Metazoa; Cnidaria; Anthozoa; Scleractinia; Pocilloporidae
Source: RefSeq, a predicted model, not a curated record
GGAACAAGAUCGAGGAAAGAAUCCCUCAUGCCACCGAUUCCAUCAGCAAGAAAUUCACCUUCCUUCAGAAAAACGUCAAGUUCGCGGGGUAUUGAUGGAUUACCAUUAUUUUCGGGGAGAGAUCUGGACCAGAAGAACAAUGACAUGAAUGGACUCAAAGUUUAUGGUGAAACUGGCAACCUGGCAAUCAAUUCUGGGAAGAAAAGCACGGCUGAGAAACUCAGUGACACUGGAUUUCAGCUUUAUACUUCCAAAGACUCGAGUAAACUUCCAAAAAUAUUAAAACCUAAGAAAAAAGUCAGCAAGGGGUCGAAGCGGAAAAAGACAAAUGCUAUAAAUGAUGAAAGUCAAGAAAGUGAUGUUAAUGCUCGGUUGGGAGCCAUACAGGAUAAUAAAGGCACCUCAGGUGAAUUAUCUACGGGGCAAGAUGGUGGAGAACUUUAUAAUAAAUAUGGACUGGACCUUAAAAGAGAUUUCAAUAUGGAAGUGACCAGGCCAUUCACUUUCUCGUAUUUUCCCGACAUUCAUAUCAAGAAAAAGAAGAAAGAGAGUGACAAAGAGACCGAGGGUAAAAAACAGCGAAAAAUAUCCAAGGUUAAAACGCCUUCGAACCUGCCGUGAGCUAGUGCAAAGCACCAGAAAAGCUACUUUUGAGCUUUGUCAAGUCAUUUAUAAUUUUAAACAAUUCUGACUGUAAGAGAAGCUCGGUGAUGACCAUGCGAAACUUCAACAGAAGCGAGAAAAGCUCAGCACCGAAAGCACCACUGCGUUCAAAACUCGACAAAAUAUCCAAGAACAUCGACUCUUCAGAGACUGGUCAUUUUCUAUCUGGAGGGGUGGGGGCGUUGGGAGGAUUUUCCUUGUGUCACGAUAAUAAGGCUCUGUAAUCAUAUCCUUAUGAUGUCACCCCCCACCCCACCCCCUCAUUGGCACUUAGUUGGAAGUCAAUUUCCCCACGUCUUUCCUUAAUGUACUCUUUAGCGACGACUGAUACCCCUUCCGUUCCCCCCUGAAAACCCCCAAUACUCCUCCACACUCCCCUCCCCAGAGGAUAAUCAGUGACUCAGUCCCUAAGGUGGAUAUGAAUUAUGAAUUUGUUUCCAGGCGAUUCAAGAAACUGCCGUCCUUAAUUUAUGUCGCCUCUAACAAUAAUACAUAGUCUUGUGUUCUUUAACAAAAGAGGAACUCAUGGGAUGGACGAUUAGAAGAAUUGACUGAGUUAAUAAUUUUUGGGUACACUCGGAUUUCUAAAGAGGGUCUUGAGAAGUUCUUAUACAAAUGGUCUUUGGCCCAGCGUAUUUCAUAAAUACUUCACAACUGAUGAAUUGUCCAAGAAGGAUAAAUGAGUUUUUCCAAUACUGUAAGAAAUAUACUAAAUUUAUUCUACUA